AAAUACACCCUCUCUCACUCCACCACCCUUCUGCUCUCUCCCACCACCAAACAAACCAAACCAUGGCUUCCCCAACCCUAAUCACCCCCACCACCUCCACACCAAGACCACUCAUCACCCCCAUCAGGUCCAAACUCUCCAAUCCCACCACCACCGCCACCGCCACCACAACCGCCCCACAGCCCCGCCGCCGCGAGUUCAUAUCUCUGGCCGCCGGCAUUCUCACUCCUACAUUACUCCUUCCGGUCACGUCUGCGUGGGCCACUUCAGAUGAGGAAUACAUAAAGGACACAGAAGAGGUUAUUAGCAAGGUGAGAACCACCAUUAACAUGGAGAAAACUGAUCCUAAUGUGGCCACUGCAGUGGCUGACCUAAGAGAGUCAUCCAAUUCAUGGGUGGCUAAGUACAGGAGAGAGAAGGCUCUGCUCGGCCGGGCUUCGUUCCGCGACAUUUACUCGGCGCUUAAUGCCGUUUCCGGCCAUUAUGUCAGCUUUGGUCCCACGGCGCCGAUACCGGCCAAGCGCAAGGCAAGAAUCUUGGAAGAGAUGGACACAGCUGAGAAGGCUCUGCUGAGGGGUAGAUAAAAAAAAGAGCUACUUUUUUUUUAUGGUAGAUAAUUUUUUGUAUAAUUAAAUUUAAAUAUUUUGAAUUUUAUUUUGCCAUGUAUGAGAUUAAUAGAGAAUGAGGUUCACAUUUUGAA
Messenger RNA from Cornus florida, 700 nucleotides. RefSeq names its product photosystem II repair protein PSB27-H1, chloroplastic. The transcript has a single exon. Gene Ontology annotation, biological process: photosystem II repair; photosystem II assembly. The coding region runs from base 63 to 584 and encodes 173 amino acids. The record is from RefSeq and is a predicted model, not a curated record. Lineage: Eukaryota; Viridiplantae; Streptophyta; Magnoliopsida; Cornales; Cornaceae. Gene Ontology annotation, cellular component: photosystem II; chloroplast thylakoid lumen.